AUGUCUCCGGUACUAUUUAUGAUCUAUGCCGGAGUAAUUCUGGACCCAACAAGCAGCCCGAAAGAGAUGGACACCACAUAUAUCGAUGAUGAUGCGCUGGUGCAAAUAUCCAAAACACCAGGCUUCAUAAUCAAAAGAAUGGAGGAACGUAUGAGAGAAAGACUAAUAAAAGCCGAGCCACUCCAAAUUAAAUACGAUCCGGAUAAAUCUGACCUGAUCUUCUUCUGCCCCACCACAUCAUCCAUAGAACAACCACGACUUCCAGUCAAAAUCAACAACACCACUACAUACCCCAAGGAGAGGCUGAAAUAUAUAGGAGUCUGGAUAGAUCCGACCCUCUCCUUCUGGCCCCAUAUCGAAGCAGCGAUCGCAAAAGGCCUGAAAGCCCUACACCAAAUCCGAAACACUGCCCGCCUCCCGGGCAUAACUGUUAAGACAGUCCAGCACCUAGUAACGCAAGGCUUCCUUCCAAGUCUGCUUUACGGAUCUGAGGCUUGGUGGACUGGCGCAGACCACAUUAUAAGAUCCCUUGAACCACUAUACAACGAAGCCGCCCGGGUCAUUACAGGCCUACCACGAUGGACCAAGAAAACUAAACUCCUCCGAGAAGCAGGCCUACCCCCCCUAGAACACCUCCUGACAUAUCGCUCAAGAAAGUAUGGAACCAGAAUACUCUGCACCGAGGCAACCCACCCCAACAAUGAAUCCCUGAUCGAGCUCCUCCCACACGGAGAAACGAAUAUCAAAGGGACAGGACUGCACCGAAUUGCCUCCCUGUUUGUAACGGGGGUCCUUUCUAAGAGAAAUAGAUUUGCAUAG
This is a messenger RNA of Morchella sextelata, 819 nucleotides long. RefSeq lists its product as uncharacterized. The transcript has a single exon. Bases 1 to 819 code for a protein of 272 amino acids. Lineage: Eukaryota; Fungi; Ascomycota; Pezizomycetes; Pezizales; Morchellaceae. The record is from RefSeq and is a predicted model, not a curated record.